UUCGUAUGUGUAUCGAUAAGCCACGAUUCCGGCCGAGUUUAAUAUUGAUCGUUUCGGUGUACGUGGAAUUGUAGGUCACACCAAAAAUGAGUUUUAAAACCGCGCCAAAAAUUUCUCAGCGCGAGAAAUUCGAAUUAAUUAACUCAGAAGUGCGUUCCUUUUAUGAAUAUUGUAAGGAAGCCGGAAUUAGCGAUGAAGAGAUGGACAUCAUAUGUCGCCCUUUGACGAACGCUGUACGGAAGGCGUCAAUCAAAAGAUGGACCAGGGCAUUCCUGGUUCUUGUAAUGAUAAUAGCGAUUGGAUAUACUGUGAGCCAGACCGAUACUUUUCAAUGGCAUGCGACGGCAAUAGCUAGAAUAACAUUGAUAAAGUUACUACCUGUUUGGGAUUGGACGCCUCUGUAUUAUAAUAAGUGUCUCAUUGAAAGAUCGCAGCCGCAGAAUCUGGAUAAUGAUGUUGUUUCAACGUCUGAUUGUAUUACAUGUGAAACGAUAAGAAACAUCGCUCGAGUAUCAGAUACGACUUACAACGAGGUUUUCAACCAUCACUUGCUCAGAGGCGCACCAGUGAUCGUAACGGAUGCCUAUUACGAUUGGUCGGUCUCCGAACUGAACAUAACUAAUUUCAUUAGCAGUGAUGACAGACUCCGAGAUUCCGUUCCCUGCAGGAUCCUCACAAACAUACGUAUUGGUAAACAGCCUAUGGACUUAGAAGAAGUAGUUAUCAGAAUAACUAACACCGACAUACCGAGCUGGUUUGUUCAUUUCCAGAACUGCGAUAUUCGGGCAGUGAAAUCCCUCAGAAUCCUUGCCCCGAGGCCUUACUUCCUCGCCCCCCACAUUCCUCCAUCGCACUUUAAUUGGCUGUUGUUAUCAAAGAACUACGAUACCCAUAGAUUUAAGCACUUGGAACUCGACAUAGGUCUGAUUAUUAUGUCUCAAUUGAGGGGAAAAACGUUCGUUCAAUUGAGACCAAGAGCUCCCUGUGAAGACAUCUGUUAUACUUUGAAUGUUCAGUUGAAUGAGGGCGAUACCCUGGUCCUGAGUAAUUCUCUGUGGGAAUUGGACUAUUUUCCGGGGAAGGGCGAAAACAUGGCGAUGAUCACUGAGACGGACUGGAUCGAGACAUAAUACACGUACUUAUCUGUAGCGGAAAAAUUAUAAUAGCGUUUCAUGUCAUAUUCACGUAGAUUAAAAAGUCAGCACGUUUUUGAAAUGGCACUCUCUUCGUAGUAUAUUUAAAUGUUUCCUAAGCACGUAUUCAAAGGUUAUAUUAU
Molecule: messenger RNA, 1276 nt
Organism: Vanessa tameamea
Lineage: Eukaryota; Metazoa; Arthropoda; Insecta; Lepidoptera; Nymphalidae
Exons: 2
Coding region: 87-1130 (347 amino acids)
Source: RefSeq, a predicted model, not a curated record